Messenger RNA from Tribolium castaneum (red flour beetle), 1807 nucleotides. RefSeq names its product proton-coupled amino acid transporter-like protein pathetic. NCBI's taxonomy places the organism in Eukaryota, Metazoa, Arthropoda, Insecta, Coleoptera, Tenebrionidae. Gene Ontology annotation, biological process: amino acid transmembrane transport. The coding region runs from base 214 to 1617 and encodes 467 amino acids. The transcript has 7 exons. The record is from RefSeq and is a predicted model, not a curated record. Gene Ontology annotation, molecular function: L-amino acid transmembrane transporter activity.
ACAAUUGUUUCAGCAGUGAAUGUGUUGUACAAUUUUACCAGUUAAAUAAUAAAUUAGGUAAAUUUCGCCAGUCUUGUAUAACAAAAUUCCAAAGAACUUAAUCACGACCAGAUAGCCUCAUUGAAACAUUUAUCGCCAUUUAUCAAAAUUUCUAGUACUAGUUGCAAUUAGAAAUCAGAAAGGAAUACAUGGCUAAAUAACUUUGCAAAAACCAUGGCUGAAAAUCGCAAAGAAAAGUUCGCGUCGACGUACACUGUCGACAAUUUCAACUCAACGGCAAAACUCGCCAAUAAUGAAUGCAAUAUUCCAGUCAGUGGUGCUGAUAUAAUCACUGAUAAAGUUUACGUCCCGUAUGACCACAGAAAUGUGGAACAUCCCAACACAUUUUCUGGAGCGUUAAUGCACAUAUGUAAGAGUUCUUUAGGGACCGGAAUUUUGGCAAUACCAAGUGCUGUGAAAGCUGCUGGGAUUAUUGUUGGUGUUGUUGGGACUGUCCUUACAGGGAUUUUGUGUACUCACACGAUUCAUUUGCUGAUAUUCGCGUCACAAGAAAUAUGUAAGAAAGCCAAACUCCCAAUGUUAGGCUUUGCUGAAACCGCCCAUGCUGUAUUUAAAUACGGACCUAGGCACAUUCAGCCUUUUGCAAACUUCGCCAAAAACUUCGUAGACUUUUGUCUCCUUUUGACUUACUGUUCAGGAAAUGCAGUUUACGUUGUUUUUAUUACCGGAAACAUCCAAAAAGUCGUGAAUUAUUACCAGGAAUCUGUCGCUGACUGGCCACUCCAGUAUUACAUGCUUAUACUGUUGGUGCCUUUAACAUUGUGUUGCCAAGUCCGCCAGUUGAAACACUUGGUACCAUUUUCGAUCAUAGCGAAUGUCACAAUGGUAACAGCAUUUUUGAUCACUCUGUAUUACAUGUUUUCUGGGAUUGGUGAUAUCGACAUGGAAGAGAGAAAACUCUUCAAUGAUAUUUCCCAAUUUCCGCUGUUCUUCAGCACUGUGAUAUUUGCAAUGGAAGGGAUCGGCACAAUGUUGCCAAUUGAAAAUACGAUGAUUAAGCAACAAUUCAUCGGAUGUCCUGGUGUUUUGAACUUUGCAAUGGCCUUUGUGGUCACUUUGUAUACUCUUAUCGGGCUCUUCGGUUACCUCCGAUUUGGAGAUAAGGUCUCUUCAAACGUCAUUGAAAACUUACCAACCGAUGAAAUAGCAGCACAAGUGGCCAGGCUGUGUGUAGCCACCGCAGUUUUUUUUACGUUUAUGUUACAAUUUUACGUCCCUUGUGAGAUAACAUGGAGGAAAGUAUCGUCAAAAAUUCCGAAAAACUACCACAACAUUGCUCAAAUUGUCAUGAGAACGUUACUAGUAUUAUUUAUAACAGCAAUAGGUGCAGCUGUUCCAAAACUGGACGUUAUUAUCGGGCUAGUGGGAUCAAUUUGUUUGUCGACUCUUGGACUUUUUAUACCAGCUGCCAUUGAUCUUACCUUGAAUUUGGGCGAAAACGGUGAUUUUGGGGUCAUGAAGUGGAGAUUAUGGAAAGAUAUUCUUAUUGCUAUCUUGUCGUGGUUUGCGCUCUUCUCAGGUAGUUAUUAUGCUAUUAAGGAGUUAAUCGAAGGUUGAUAGAACAAAUAAAUGUGAUAGUAUUUUUAAAUAUUAGGUUUGUCACAAGCUACAAAUAGGUAAUUUAUUGUCAUAAUUUUAAUUAACUUAAUUGAGACCUGUAUUUUUGUAUUAAUUGUAAUGUGUUCCAAAGUGGACUUCUGAGAAUGUCGUACACAUUUACGAUGAAUAAAAGACAUUUUUAAUUCAA